AUGAGGGAACGCGAGGCUCACCAGUGGAAGGUGAGCCGUAGCGACGGCAAGGUCCAGCCGCGCAGCAUCAAGAGCGCGACUGGUGUCCGAGCUCCCGUCCCACUCGAGGAUCCUGCCUACGAGAGAUGGGAGUUCCUCGCCGGCAAUGCUCUCAGAGAUCUUUUGUACAAGCCAGAAGACAGGCUGGCAGGUUCCGAUUUCUUCGUCGAGUUCCCCGGCAACUACGAGAUCUACUUUGAGGCUCGUGCUGGUAAAAAGGAUUAUUAUCUCUAUGGUCACCCGAGCGGAGACUCGUACAAAGCAGCAAGGGACUUCGUGCCACAUUUGUUCUGGCUCACGACCAGCAGCGAAGACAUCAAAGAUUGCCAGUGUACACUCUGCAAGAGGUCGAUCACAGAGCACGCCAGAGCAAAUGGGCCCAAGAGGAAGUCGAGCAAGACCACGACACCCAAGGCAGCCACCCCAAGCUCAAAUACUGCCACGCCUGUUCCUGCUCCAGCUGUGCCUGUAACGGCAACACCAACGUCUACCGCCCCGAACCAGCCCAGCACAAUUUCACAACCCGCUCCGGCAGCACAAGUCCCCAAGCCAGUGUCGGCAGGAGGACCAGUCCCAGCUCAAGCUCAGCAGCCCGCUGCUCGUCCCCAAACGACGCCGCAGACUUCUGCGCAACCUAUCAUUCAGCAGCCAGCCCAAGCACCUGCUCCCCAGGCGAGCUCAGCACCGCCGCAGCAGCAGCAACAACAGAACCAGCAGCCACAGCAGCAGCAGCAGCAGCAGCAGAGUCAGCAACAACAGCAGCAACAGCCUCAGCAGCGUAUCCUGCCGCCCUCUGAGAAUGUUCUCUUCCGCGAUGGUGAAGUUGUCUGGUUCAAGAAUGGCCCUUCAUGGCGCCUCGGAAUCAUCCUACAAACCACUCCGACGCUUCCAGUACGCUGUCUCGUAAAACCUUUGGCGCACUCUGCCUUGCAAAUCCCAGCUGCGCCAAAGGCUGAAGACGAAAUGAGGCCAUUUCUUGCCUUCAGUGUGCCGGCUGUUAGUCCCAGUCUGGUUCAUCUCACUAACCAGCCAUUCAACCAAAUCGACUGGGAGACCCAACAGAGACAGAUUGCCCAGGACGAUCGGAACAAGAGGGACCUCCUCGGCAUGGAAGCCUCGAAACUAGCAGUCAUGGCCAUCGACGAGUCGUACUCCACCUUCAACCGCCAGGGCGUACCAGAGCCUACUCCUACACGUUCAUUCUAUGGCGGCGUCUUCCUCGGCUCCGAAAGGCUGACCGCUGGCGAGGCAGUGCGGAUCCGUCCCGGGCCUCAAGAGCAACCACCACCUCGACCACUGCCUACCGUGCUGUCCAUAAAAGCUAUAUUUGUGGACUCCACCAGCGGAACUGAGCAGCUCUAUUUCUAUGGUGAUAUUUUGCGCCUUGAGGAGGUUCCUGCAGCCCAACCGCCGCCGCAGUAUACGGCACAGAUACCGGCGGCCAUGGUCCGAGAAAAGGCGUUCCGUGAUAGAGUACGCGCUCACGCCGGUGUUCGCCACGACUGGGUGCCGUUGCCGAACGGGCUCAACGUGAUGAAGAUGGAGCGGGACAUUCGAGGGCGCUUUUACGAGACAGAGAGGCUCAUGACGGUUAUUGACCCUGUCCGCCUGCAGGACUCUGUCUCCAAGGGCGAGGUCGUCGAUGUUCAGGCUUAUCUGAAUAACCGAAUGGAGGCGAAGCGGCCUUAUAUUGGAAGGAGAAAGAACAGGUCAGAGACUGUUGUCGGCGCAGUACCUUUCGCCAACUUGCCCCUAUCAUUCGGACCAGGUAUUAUCGAGGACUAG
Molecule: messenger RNA, 1824 nt
Organism: Microdochium trichocladiopsis
Lineage: Eukaryota; Fungi; Ascomycota; Sordariomycetes; Xylariales; Microdochiaceae
Exons: 4
Coding region: 1-1824 (607 amino acids)
Biological process (GO): silent mating-type cassette heterochromatin formation
Cellular component (GO): SHREC complex; rDNA heterochromatin
Source: RefSeq, a predicted model, not a curated record